AUGUAUGACAACUCUACUCAAUGUGCUCACGGAACAAAACACAACUGUGUCGACGUACCAUUGGAAACCUGUACUGUCGUAACCAAUACAAGCGACAAUUCCACCUUUGGUGUAUUAGUUCAACAAACCAACAAUUCCAUUGAAGCUACCACUUUCACAAAUGGCAGCUGCACAGUGGCAUUGGAAAAUGUGAGCAACAUUGAGUGUGGUGGAUGUUCAACCAGUGGAAGUUAUCAAGUACUCUGUUUUAAUCAAGACAGUUCUGCUAUGACUAUUUCCAUUCCAUCUGUUUUAGUUUUAAUGUCCAUCAUUGCAUUGUUCAUUUCAUUACUUUAA
Cavenderia fasciculata is the source of this 336-nucleotide messenger RNA. RefSeq lists its product as uncharacterized. The transcript has a single exon. Lineage: Eukaryota; Evosea; Eumycetozoa; Acytosteliales; Cavenderiaceae. The record is from RefSeq and is a predicted model, not a curated record. Bases 1 to 336 code for a protein of 111 amino acids.